AAGUUUGCUUUCUUAAAAAGCAAAUGGCCCACAACCUUCCUGGCUAUUACCAGCAUUCAGGCUCUCAUCAACCUGGCAUUUGAAGCCUAUGUUUUCGGCAAAUUUCAGCUGAGCUUGGGCGACUACAUCUCAGAUCCCCAGGUUCAGUCUCAAUACAAGACAAUCCCUACCUUUCUUACUCUAUUUAUUUUCGGUUUCCUUUACGAGUUGAUCAUCGUCCUGGAUGCGCUGCGCAUGAAGAACACCAUUCAGAUCAUCGGUGUCUGUAUCGCCAACCUGGCGCUCUUGGUCUAUGCGGCCCUCCAGAUUGAGCAGAUUCAGGUCGCUCUAGGAAUCCUCGAGGCCCACGGUUCAUUGGAACAGGGUAUUACCUCUGCUAUGCUCUGGGGUGAUAUCAAGGCCUACCUGAUUGCCAGUCCUGUCAUCAUUGCCGUUGCCACCAUUGGCAUGGUCUAUGUUGCCUGGAAACUCUACCAGCAAUUUGCCUGGGAUAUUCUCAAGAACAUCGGUGCUGAUUAUCGCAUGAAGAAGCGAUUCCUUCACUACCAGAUUUAUAUCGCCCUGCUCAAGUUCGAUUUCUUCUUCUUCCUGGGCUUCAUCAUUCAGUUCGUCGUCGUCGUCGCUCAAAAGACGGAUCCCGAAUUCGCUCUCACGAUUGCCACUAUCCCCGUCACGAUUGCCAUUCUGAUUGCUGCUGCAUUCUUCACUCAGCGAGAGAACAAGCCCGGCAUGAUUGUCGUCAUCAUCCUCUACUUCGGCGGCUUGUCAUACUUCAUCUUCAAGCUCUUCCGUAUCUACGAACCCAGCCGCGCUCAGUCUUACAUGGCCGUUCGAAAGUCCCUCACAGCGUUUGCCGUCAUCACCAUUCUGCUUAUCAUCAUGACCAUCAUCAACGCCAUCAUCUGCAUGCACAACUUCGGCUCCGGCCUCAAGGCCCACUUGAUGGCCCCGCGCAGAGUUGAUGAGAAGUCUGACAUCAACUCAUUCGGCAUGAACGAUGUCAAGACUCCCAUGGCCAACCGCAUGACCAUCGAUUAA
Messenger RNA from Trichoderma virens Gv29-8, 1038 nucleotides. RefSeq lists its product as uncharacterized. NCBI's taxonomy places the organism in Eukaryota, Fungi, Ascomycota, Sordariomycetes, Hypocreales, Hypocreaceae. The record is from RefSeq and is a predicted model, not a curated record. Gene Ontology annotation, cellular component: Golgi apparatus. The annotation marks the transcript as partial. The transcript is spliced from 3 exons.